AUGUCUUUCUUAGGUGUUAAAAGGGCAUCGACAGACACCACUGAGAGUGGUGCCAAGGACGGAAAGGUUGAAUCAGAUGAAUUUCGCAUACCAGAACAAGACUUAGAAAAGGAUUCUAUCAAAAAGGAGGUUAUUGCCGAAGAAUAUGAAGAUGAAACGGACAGUACCUUAUCAACUAGUGAGGCAAUAGAAAUUACACUUAAAGAUAUUGAUGAAGUCGUUGAUUUACAUGAACGUGACGUCGAUGCACCAGCUGGGACCAUUAGAAUGUGGGUAUUAGCUAUAGGUUUGUCUACGGUUAUUUCUGGUGUGGAUGUGUUUUUCGCCUUUAGAUUCCCAUCCAUUUCGAUUGGUGCCAUUGUCGCGCAAUUGUUGGCAUAUCCUUUGGGUUUAUUAUGGCAUAUGAUUGUACCAGAAUGGACUAUACGUAUUGGUAAAUGGUCUCUUCCAUUGAACCCUGGUAGAUUUAAUACAAAAGAGCAUGCUUUGAUAUAUCUUUUCACCAAUACUGUCGCCUCGACUGGUUUACUAAGUAACACUCAAAUCGAGCAGGUCAAAUUCUUUAAGAAUGAUUAUGGUAUUGGUAGAUUCAUUCUAUUUGACAUAGCAGGUUUCUUGAUAUCGUGGGGGUUAGCUGGGUUCUCCCUACCGAUCCUGGUAGACCGUGAAGAAGUGAUCUGGCCAGGUGUGUUGAAUUCUUGUGCUCUAUUCAAGGCUUUGCACAACUAUAAGGAACCUUCUAUUCGUGGCUGGAAGAUCACAAGAUUCAACUUCUUCAUUUGUGCUUUCACUGCAAGUUUUAUUUGGUAUUGGUUUUCAGAUUUAAUUAUUCCUUUCAUUGCUAGUUUAGGAGCAUUCCCAUCGUGGUCAAGACCAAAAAACGCUGUUUUAGGCCAAGUUUUUGGUACCACAAAUGGUUUAGGUUUACUUCCUUUAACAUUUGAUUGGCCAACAAUAUCGAAUCUUGGUAAUCCACUGUUAGUUCCCUUGUGGGCCGCAGCUACGAUUUUUGCAAGUUUCGUCUUUUGGGUUUGGAUUGUUGUCCCUGCUAUGUAUUAUCAAAACAAGUGGCACACAGCUCAUUUGCCCCUAUUAUCUAAUAACUUAUUUGACAAGAAAGGGACAUCUUACAAGAUUAAUUCAGUUGUGACCAAGAAAUGGCAAAUUGAUCUUGAGAAGUACAAAGCAUAUUCUCCUGUGUUUAUCCCGGUUGGUUUCUUGAUGUCAUUGGCUUUAAGUUUAGGUGGUUUUAGUGCUGUUAUGAUCUCCUUUUUCUGGAAAUUCAAGACUGAUGCGUGGGAACCUCUAUUCAAAAAGGAGACACAUUCGACUUCCCAUUACAUUGUAGCAUCUGGUAAAAAGUUCAAGACCUUUUAUGUUUGUUCAAUUUUGGUUGGGUUGGCCUUAGGUUUCGUCUUUUCAGAGGCUUGGCAUGAAGCAGCCCAAUUAGGAGCCGGAGGUUACCUUGUUUCUGCACUCAUCGGGAUAUUGAUCUUUGUCCCUGUCGCUUUGGUGGAAUCUAGAUCAACAUUCGAAUUAAACAUGAACGGGUUUUUCAAUGUCGUUGGUGCAUUUUGGUUUAAAGGUAAGCCAAUAGCCACACUUUAUUUCUUGAACACCGGUUUUUCCAUUUUCGAACAUGCUAUGCAUUAUACCCAAGGUGCGAAAUUAGGAUUCUACAUGAAAACUCCACCAAAGCUAACAAUGUUUGUCUUACUGGCAGCUGGUAUUUGGGCAUCCCUAGUGACUUCAAGUGUAGCAGGGUUUGUCCUUUACCACAUUGACAAUGUCUGUACCGCUGCUGCAAAGAAUCAUAUGAUCUGCAAAAAGCAACAAACAGCUUUCAAUACCCAAAUUCUAUGGGGUUUGUUUGGACACAAGAUUUUCGGCGAUGGAGGACGCUACAACUUUAUAAUGUACUUCUUUUUGGUCGGUGCCGUCGUAUCGUGUAUCGUCAUUGUUAUGCAAAUUUGGAGACCCAAAUCUGUCUUCUGGGCCAAGGCAAACCCAGCACUAUUCAUGGCCGGUGCAGAAAAUAUCCCUACUUCCACUGGUAUUAACUACUCUGCAUGGUUUAUUGUAGCAAUGAUCUUCAACUACUAUAUUCAUAAAAAGCAUACGGCUUGGUGGAGAAAGUAUAAUCUAAUUCUUGCCGCUGGCUUGGAUUGUGGUGUUGCAAUUGCUGCAAUUUUGGUCUACUUCUGCGUUGUCUACACUGGUGGAUCUGCAAAUUACAGCUGGUGGGGAACUGAAGUUGCCUCAUCUAGUUGUGACUCCAAAGGUUGUCCAUAUCUUCCAGCAAAGAAAAUCGACGCUUCUGGAAUUACUUGGUGA
Molecule: messenger RNA, 2334 nt
Organism: Kluyveromyces marxianus DMKU3-1042
Lineage: Eukaryota; Fungi; Ascomycota; Saccharomycetes; Saccharomycetales; Saccharomycetaceae
Exons: 1
Coding region: 1-2334 (777 amino acids)
Biological process (GO): transmembrane transport
Molecular function (GO): oligopeptide transmembrane transporter activity
Source: RefSeq, a predicted model, not a curated record